Messenger RNA from Symbiodinium necroappetens, 807 nucleotides. Lineage: Eukaryota; Dinophyceae; Suessiales; Symbiodiniaceae. The record is from the annotation of a GenBank genome assembly.
AUGAAAGACACUCCGUACCACAAAGGCAAGGUGACGACGGAUGGUGGAAUUGCCAUCCUUGCCAUCACACUCACCCUCAAGGGCGUGUUGUGGAUAGUUCCCAUCGCUCGCAUCAAGCAGAUCUUCGAGUCGGAGUACAGCGCUGUCGUUAAAGGGAGCAACUUGGAGAAGAAGGUGGUGAGCGAUCUUCUGAGUCAGAUCAGCGACUCCGACAAGGACCAUUUGGUGUCUGCCGCGCACGGGAGUACCAACGCUCGGCUGGAGGUCAUUUUGGAGGCCGGCCGUGUACAGGCGAACAUUCCUUUGCCCAUCCACCACACCGAGAUCAAGGAUAUCCCAGAGUUCGUGGUCGAAACAUCCUCGGAGCAGUUGGCGGACGUGAGCGUGAAGGUGUCCAUGCGCUGGGAGCCGGACCAGUCGAUGACGGACCACGACGAAGCCCUGCCCUUCGGCAAGCUCGCUUUGGCCGUGGUCUCCGUGGAGCCACCGGCUCCCAUCAAGGAGGUGACCUGGGAGGUUCCUUGCGAUUUCUUCCGUCCAGAGCGAAAGACAGUGAGUUGGACGACCCACUCGCAAGCCUUGUGCAAGUUUGCCGUCAGCUGGAUGGGGAGGUACGUGGAGGACAAGCAGGCAAAAAAGAAGGACGCUGAUGACGACGAGCACGGGACCUUGGAGUAUGGAGAGUUCCAGGCGAAGGUCCUGUUCCUUCUCAACCAGCAGAGCAUCACGCUACAGUGCCAGCGGAAGAAGCUCGAGAAGCAGCGCAAACACCUGGAGGGGCUUGAUGUGAACUCGGGAAGCGCAUGA